AUGGCUGAGACUCCGACCAUUUGGUACUGCACCAGCGACUCCAACUACACGGCAAACAGCACCUUCGAUCACAACCUGCGCCGCGCGUUGGCGUCCCUGGUAGCCAACGUUUCCUUCACCAGCUUCUACAAUACCACCGAAGGCAGAAAACCUGACCAAGCCAUUGCCGCGGUUCAGUGUCGAGGCGACCUCGACGGCGAACCUUGUCAGGCCUGUGUAUCUGAGUUUACUACACAGCAGCACUGCCCCAACAACAGAGCAGCUCUCUUUGCCUUCCAGGGCUGCAUCACGUACUACCGCGAUACCAACUUUACCAUUCCUCAAUCAUUCAUGAAUUUUUCUCUCCCGGGCCCUGGAGCCAUCCCCAACCCCCAAAGAUUCAGGCCCAUACUCAUUUUCUUUUUCAACAAUCUCAUCCUUUCCGCCACCACCAAUCCUUCGGGACGCUUCUUCUGGGGCGAUAAAUUCCAUUACACUAAAGAUGUGAUUGUCUACUGCACAGCGCAGUGCGUACAAUACUUGGAACGGAAGGACUGUAAAUCUUGCUUAGACAUCGCCUUCAUCCAAAUGCUCAAAAAUGUUGCAUACAGACAAGGGGGUGCAGUUUUCUAUAGAAUGAUGUGCUCUGUAAGAUAUGAGACCUACCCAUUUUUCACUCCCUCAUCUCACAAUAUUGCACCAAGCAGCGCCAAUUUCAUUACAUCUAACUACUCCCCACCAGCAUUGAGCGGUAUAGUAGGCACCCCCAUCCACAAGAACCCCAAGGUUCUGCUUUCUUAUUUGACAAACAAGGCACCUAUCUCUGGCUUCUACAAUGAUGCCGUCGACCAGGCAGCUACCAAAAUCCAGGAUCUGUGCCCCAAUAGUAAAAGGGCAAUCAUAUGGCUCGACCGCUGCCACGUGAAGCUCGAUGGCAUGAUAGACGUUUAUGACAGGGCAUGCCAACCAGCAGGGAAGGACGUGUCAAGCCCCGCAAGCUUCAAUCAGAAUUUGAGAAUCCUCAUAUCCAACCUGACAUCGCUGGCGACGCAGAGCUCUCCCAAUCGCCUCUUUGCUACAGGAGUUUCUGUGCUUGCAGAAUCACAGAGGAUCUACGCUCUGGUGCAGUGCGUGAGAGAUAUACCUGUGGAAGGAUGUCGGUGGUGCUUGCAGAAUGCCAGCUUUGAUAUUGAGGGAUGUUCUCAUGGAGAGCAAGGCAGUCGCAUCCUCAGGGGAAGCUGCAACUUGGCUUUCGGAUCGCAGCAAUUCUUUUUAGGCGAUCCUACACUGGUAUCACUUGUGCAAUCCAAUCAUGAGAAGCUAAAAUACAAAGAAGCCUCUUCGGUUGAUGUUGGGAGCAUAAAAGAGGACGAGGCAGACUACCAUUUACCACAAAUCAGCCUAAGGACAAUACAAAAUGCUACAGAAUACUUUUCAGAAGAAAAUAAGCUUGGAGAAGGUGGAUAUGGACCUGUUUAUAAGGGAAAGCUUUCCAGUGGACAAGAAGUAGCUGUUAAAGGCUGUCUGGGAACUCUGGGCAAGGUUUAA
Nymphaea colorata (pocket water lily) is the source of this 1527-nucleotide messenger RNA. Its product is annotated as cysteine-rich receptor-like protein kinase 6. The transcript is spliced from 4 exons. The record is from RefSeq and is a predicted model, not a curated record. The coding region runs from base 1 to 1527 and encodes 508 amino acids. NCBI's taxonomy places the organism in Eukaryota, Viridiplantae, Streptophyta, Magnoliopsida, Nymphaeales, Nymphaeaceae.